This is a messenger RNA of Epinephelus fuscoguttatus (brown-marbled grouper), 5021 nucleotides long. Its product is annotated as zinc finger protein 316-like. The record is from RefSeq and is a predicted model, not a curated record. Gene Ontology annotation, cellular component: nucleus. The coding region runs from base 190 to 1707 and encodes 505 amino acids. The transcript has 4 exons. Lineage: Eukaryota; Metazoa; Chordata; Actinopteri; Perciformes; Serranidae.
GAAGCGACUCUCGCACCUCAAAGAGCCACAACAUUCAGGAGCUCAUAAAAGAAGGCAGACGAGGUGAAUGAAACACUCUUCAGUCACAUAUCACAGAGUGGGUCUGGUCACGCCCGUGCACCGCAGCAGCAGCAACAGCCGUCCGCCGCGCGCAUCUGUCCGAGCAGGAGCAGACACACAGACCUGGCGAUGAUGGCGGACUGUGUUGGCUUUCAAGCGCAAAUCGCCUCGAUUAUAGAGAUACUGGCCAAUUCGGCAGUGGCGGAGAUCUGCAAACUGGUGGACGAUGGCUACGCGGCGCUGCGCUCUCAGAUGGACCAGGAGCGAGAGAAGAGCGAGAAGGAGAACGAUGCCCUGCGGCAGAAACUGCGAGAAAUCGACGUGAAGCUGCGGAGCUACGAGAGGAAGAUGAGGAGACGGAGUCAGCGGGAGGAAAUGCACGCCGUUCAUUUUAGGCCACCCGAAGGAGCUGACGAACAUCAGCCUGUGGUGCCACCUCUUCCUGUCGCCGCUGAAGACAAACCCUUCCAUCACAUUUCAAAGCAGGAGGAGACCAACAUGUUGCCUCUGGUGAAGCAGGAGAAAAUUGAGAGAGAUGACUGCAACCCGGACCUCAAGGUGGAGGUCACCAUCAGGGCAGAGUGUGGCCUGUCUACCGCCAUGGAGCCCAGUGAGGAACCCCCUCCCAGCGAUAUUGUUCUUGACACCAGUGUCACCAACAUCACCUCCUCCACCACUCAGACCUCCUCGUCCCCCACUGAUGCCACAAUGGACCUGACCUGCAGGCCUCGAGCGAAACGUAAAGCUACAAUGCCUCUUGGCAACAGUUUGACAGUCAGCAGUGGGGUGGUCACCACCCCUGAGGCUGCUCGCAGGGACCUUGGAGGGAGCCUAACGGAUGGUGCUCUGAAACCAGAGAUACAGACAGACAAUACCACAGAAGAUGAACUUCAUCCCUCUCAGCUGUCAGCCCCAGUAGCCUCAGAUGAGCCCAGUCCUGAACGUCUCAACAGUCUGGGCCUGGACUUGGCCUGGAUGCAGGAGAGAGUCAGCCAUCUUGGUGCAGCGUAUGCAGUAGCACAGCUGGGUUUAGGGAACACUGAAACUGGCCACCCCUCUGCCUCCUUCCCCACGCAGGGAGGAGGAGACAGUCUAGAUGGCCCUCCGACCAUGCUCUUCACAGGUGGUGCUCAUGAAAUGGCUGCUUUCGCUGCCUCCUUCGACAUGGCUGCUGCCGCAGCGGCUGCUGCUGCGGUCGUGGCUGCACCACCUCCACCACCUCCUCCACCCCCUCCCCCUACAGCACCUUCUGCCACCACGACCAGCCAGAGGCGGCCUUACAGGAGCAGCUCUGCUGCUGCUAAAGAGCCCAUGGUGUGCGCUGUGUGCGGGCGUGUCUUCCCCAGUGCAGCCGCCCUGGAGCUGCACCAAAGGGUGCACACAGGGGAGAGGCCCUACACCUGCCCCCACUGUGGAAAGGGCUUUGCCCAGCCCAAUAACCUGCGGGUCCACCUCCUCAUCCACACUGGGGAGAGGCGCUAUCGAUGUACACUGUGUGGAAAGAGUUUCAUCUCAUCCAGCCACCUGAAGAGGCAUCGCACAGUCCACACGCAGGAGAAGCCUUACAGCUGCUCACGAUGUGGACAGUCCUUCAGUCAAAUGUGUAGCGUUCGCAGACACCGGCAGCAGUCCCAGUGUGGCCUGUAGACUGACUGCUGGAGGAGGUGGAUGACAUCUGGAAGUGAUCCUUGUACAGUCUGGGCUCUGAAGGAUGAAUGAUUGAAAUCCUUUACAUCCUUUACAUAUGAAUUCUAGCAUCUUAUGUAAGCACGAGAAAAAAAGCAAGGCUGUAUCCUGUGAUAUCAUGGCACGUACAGUUGAUAUUUGUCCUAGAUCAUAGCAGUGAUAUGUGAAUUCUCUUUUUGAGGCAGAAUUCCCCUAAGGCCCUUUCAACCUUUUCCCACUCGUUUUAAUCUGAGAGAGGAUCUCAGAGUGGACUGUCAAAGAGUGCCUGAGACAGUGUUGAUAACACUUAAUCCAUCAAUUGUCAAUUAAAUGGUCUUGUUUGUGUUUACAUAGCUAAUACACAUGGGCUGAUACCGGAGGAGAGGGUCCUGGAUUAUCCUGUAUCAUGACUGAUGGUGAUGGUACACAGUGUACCUGCACUGUCCACUGACCUCCAAGUGAAACAGGAUGAACAGACCCAUAUUUUGAGCACCUGACAGCUCGACAGUAUUUAUGUAAUGAGGUGACUUAUAAAAUUGACCUAAAAUACAUUUAAAAUUCAUUAGGCGUUUAGCACGUUAUUGACAAAUAACUAUUCUUGCCUUAUCCUUCUGUGAGUUCAAAAGCCAGACUCACAUUUCCAGACACUUCCAACUUUUGUUGUUUUUGCAGAACUGAUGGCACAACUAGAUUCAGUUUCUCACACUGCAUAGUGUUGAUAUUAAAGGAUGCUGAGAUGUCCUCAGUAGGUUUUUUUUAUCUGGAGGCAGAUUGACUGAGGCAGAACCAACUCCAAAGCCGUCUUAGUGGCAUGUUGUAUUUUAUGUAGUCAACUAUGAAACAAUGAACAGUAGAGAAUAUGAAAACAACAACAACAACACACUGUGUCAGCUGUCCCUGCAUCCUUGGUCAAGGUACGUAAUUCAAACAAGCUAUUAUAAGCUGUUAUAGGGUAUAUGGUUGCCAUUCUACAUGUACGGUUACAAGUAAGCGAAUGCAGGCAAGUGUCCAUCACCUGCUGAGGCUAUAUUCGUGCUGAAUGUGGGCGGUCCUGGUUGUGACGUGCAUGGAAAGCUAACUUGCUAUCAAUGUCUUCUCCACACAUACUUAUGUGCUAUUGUUUGAGGCUGUGACUUCGCAGGUCAAAAUUGAACUCAUGAACACGUGAAGAAGCUUUUUCAGUUCAGCUUCUUGGAUGAGAGGUGAAACGUCCUCAAGAAAUGCAAGCAAGUCCAGUUGCCUACGAUAUAGCACUUAAGAUUACCAUUAAGGCUCAUUUAUGCUCCCUUUACGUACAAAAAUGUAUACGUCCAUUUCAAACGAUGUUACCGUCACUGCCCACAUACUUCCAUGCGCCCUUUACGUUGGCAUGGAUGUUAAGAAUUCUUUUCUCUAGUACUGCCGAUGAGAGAAAUUGAAUUGUUAUUUCUUCUUCGUGUCUCACUAGAGCUACGUAUCGGGUAGUGACAGCAACACUGCCCGCACGGUGCCCGGUGGUACUGCUCCGUUUGGCCCGUAUCCGUAAGCUUUAUGAAAACGUGCAGAAAUACGGACGAAAUGAACGCGGAGCACGGACAGAAGGCUCCGUCCAGAUCCGGAUCCGUAUUUAAAGUUGAGCAUAAAUGGGCCUUAACCUGGAUGAGUGAGAAUCUUCACCGACAACCAAUUAGCAAUUAUUCGCCCCGUUUGCAUUGAAUUGAAGAUAGGCAAAUUUUAGCCUGUGUUAAUUUCACUCAUGUUUGACCACACCCUUAAGAACUUUCUUUACUGUCAGCUUGAGAUGUAUUGGUGACUUGCUUGCUAAUAAGAUACAACAUAAAAAAUAAGGCAGCUUUACUGCUUUAAUUUACUGUCAGGAAUUGUUUUUGAAGUUAAGACGAAGCUAGCUAGCAACAACUGCUUCCACCUGCCUCUAGGCUUUGUGCUAAGCUAGGCUGACCACAUCCUGGACCUGUCUCUUUACUGUCCGCUAAAAAAUGACCAUAUCAUCUUCUUUUCUGACUGUGGGUAAGACGACAACUAAGUACAUUCUGCAAAAAUGUCAUACUCUUCCUUUAAAGCACUUUAAAUGUUUGUAUAACUAUUCUUUAAGCCAUGGGCAGAAAUUGGAGGCAGUGCUGAUACACCAUUUGUCGCCUAUUUCUUGAUAUAUUUGUCGCACAUAGUCCACUCUGUUCCUCAUAUUGUUAAAGUAUCUUUAAUGAGUGGCCUUCUCAAGGCAGCCUGGUGUUGAAUGGUAAAUGUUGGCAGUUGUUGAAUAAAUUGUGUAGUGCAGGCCUGCGCCUUCUCCUGUAUGACCGUGUUCAUGAGUAUAUCAGUCCGACACAAUGGCCAGAAAAACUGUUGGUAUUGUACGUUACUGUAAGCCACAGAUACGUUACAUGUGCACUUUAGGUUAUUUAGGUUGAUGAUACAUUGAAACUUAACAUUUAAUGACACUGCAGUUAACAUUUGGUUAGGUUUAGCCACAAAAACACUUAGUUAUGGUUAGGAAAAGAUCAUGUUUUGGCUUAAAUAACCUGGUUUGAGGGGCACAAUCUCGGCAGGGAAAGCAGUGAUUUCUCAAUAAAGUCUCGAACAGUGGUGUCUCGCCUAGGUGUCAUGCCAGUAUCAUCCCCUCCACCUCCAGAUGACAAAGUCAGCUUGUAAACUGAGCCUCUGUAGAAAUGCUGAUAGGACCUGUAUGAAAUGUACAAAUGUAAUGUAUUCAUGGAUUGCAGAAAUGUACAAUGCCAACAUUUUCUUCUGGUAGCUGGACUGCUGUCACACUGAUUUUCAGUGUAUUUUAUUAUGUCCUCAUUUCUUAAAAUUAGAGGGGAACAUGUCAUAUGCUGUUAUCCAGAAGUUUGACCUCAAGCUUUGUUUACAGAAUUGGGCAGUGACAACAGAAUAUUUCAUUUCUUAUUUUUUAGAUACACAGCCCAGUGGAUGCAGGCCUGCAGUGUUCCUUAAUGUUUCACAGGUUGAACCCUGAGGUGUAACAGUCGUUUUAAUGUCAAUCAUUCUUUGUUCUCAAUUAAAAAUCAAAGAACAAAGGUCUGUAAAAAGGUGUAAAGUAAAAACAUAUAUAUCAGAGAGUCGUGUUUGUAUGUGUAGGUGUUUGGAUGUAAUUGGCACUAGCUGUAGGUUGCACAGCUAACAAAAAUUUUGCCUUUUAGUACUCUUUCAUGACAUGUUCCGGUGUUUAAAAAUGUAUGGGUAUCAUUAAACAUGAAAAAGGUUUGCAAUGAACUUGGCUGUGUUGUUGGCAUCAUUUCUGUAGUGUGAUCUCAUUUAUAAAAGGACUGCAACUUCUC